Molecule: messenger RNA, 1620 nt
Organism: Trichomonas vaginalis G3
Lineage: Eukaryota; Parabasalia; Trichomonadida; Trichomonadidae
Product: ankyrin repeat and SOCS box-containing protein 4 family
Exons: 1
Coding region: 1-1620 (539 amino acids)
Molecular function (GO): protein binding
Source: RefSeq, a predicted model, not a curated record
AUGAUCGCAACAGAAUUGAUCGAUUCAAAGAAAUACCCUCCUAAAAAUAUUAUAAGAGAUAUUUUAAAUAUUAUUCCGUAUAAUAAUCGCUAUACAAAGUCAUAUUUAUAUCUUGCCAAACUCAUUUAUGAUAAUUAUCAUGUCAAAGAGGUCAAGUCUAGGCGAAUUAAUAUAGACAUCCUGUUUUAUAAAGAAUAUGGAAUUAACUCAGAUAAGAAUGGCUAUUUUGGAGAAAUUAACUCAGAAAAUCUCAAUAUUCAUGCAGAUGAUACAAUUUACAGAGCAAUUAUGUAUAAUGACCUAGAAAAAUUCAUCUUUUUUACGGAGCGAGAAGAAUUUGAUAAAGAUCAAAAACUUAUGAGUGAUUUAUAUCCAUAUGAAAUAAAAAGAUAUUUAUCUUCUUACAAAGGAUAUUCAUUGCUUGAAUUAUGUUGUUAUCACGGAGCAGUUGAUUGUUUCAAGUUAUUGAGAACGAAAUUUAACUCAGAAAUAACUGAAACAUGUCUAAAAUUUUCCUUUUUACGUGGAAAUCCAGAGAUCAUGAGUGAAUGUUUGAAAUAUAAAAAACCAGACUAUCAAUGCAUGGAAUAUGCAAUUAUUUCACACAACAUUGAUUUUGUUACAUUCUUGAUUAAUGAAUACAAAAUAGAGAUCGAUUUAGGCUACUCUGGAAUUUACAAUAAUCUCGAAUCAUUUUUAGUUUAUUUCGAUCAAACAAAUGAUAUUAACAAAUGCUUUGUUUAUUCAACAUUGUUUGAUUUUCCAUCCCUUUCCGAAUAUUUCUUUUCACAUGGUGCUGAAAUCAAUACAAAAUUUAAAUAUGGAGAAACUGCUCUUCAUGCUGCAAUAUAUAGAAAUAAUAAAGAAAUGUCUGAUUUUCUUAUUUCACAUGGUGCAAAUAUCAAUGAAAAAGAUAGAGAUGAGCAAACCGCUAUUCAUUAUUCAGCGACAAAUAAUAAUAAAGAAAUAGCCGAACUUCUUCUUUCACAUGGUGCAAAUAUCAAUGAAAAAGACAAAAAUGGGACAACCGCUCUUCAUUAUGCAGCAAAAAAUAAUAGAAAAGAAAUAGUCGAACUUCUUAUUUCACAUGGUGCAAAUGUCAAUGAAAAAGAAAAAAAUGGAAGAACCGCUCUUCAUUAUGCAGCAAAAAAUAACAGAAAAGAAAUAGUCGAACUUCUUAUUUUACAAGGUGCGGAUAUCAAUGAAAAAGAUAAUCUUGGAAAAACAGCUCUUCAUUAUUCAGCGACAAAUAAUAAUAAAGAAAUAGCCGAACUUCUUCUUUCACAUGGUGCAAAUAUCAAUGAAAAAGAUGGAGGUGAGCAAACCGCUCUUCAUUAUGCAGUAUAUUUUAAUAGCAAAGAAAUCUCUGUACUUCUUAUUUCACGUGGUGCAAAUAUCAAUGAAAAAGAUAAUCUCGGAAAAACAGCUCUUCAUUUUGCUGCAGAAUAUAAUUGUAAAGAAACAGCCGAACUUCUUAUUUCAGGUGGUGCAAAUAUCAAUGAAAAAGAUAAUGAUGAACAAACCGCUCUUCAUAUUGCAGUAAGUAAGGAUUACAAAGAAAUAUCCGAACUUCUUCUUUCACAUGGUGCAAAUAUCAAUGAAAAAGAUAUUCCAGGAUAG